Messenger RNA from Pseudovirgaria hyperparasitica, 399 nucleotides. RefSeq lists its product as uncharacterized. The transcript has 2 exons. The coding region runs from base 1 to 399 and encodes 132 amino acids. The record is from RefSeq and is a predicted model, not a curated record. NCBI's taxonomy places the organism in Eukaryota, Fungi, Ascomycota, Dothideomycetes, Acrospermales, Acrospermaceae.
AUGCUUUUUACAUUCGAGAUUUCAAAUAUAAGUACUGGCAUUUCGACUGACCAUGUCAAACCUAUACCAUUUCAACCCAACAAUUACAAUCUUCCACGAUACAACAAUUUCAGAGCCAAGCAACCAACGCUUAACACCAAUAUGUCUGACUACAAGCCCACAGAGCACGACGGUCUCCGUCAAGAUGGCCAGCCUGACAAGCGCGUUGGAACAGGCCAGUUUGCCGGCGGCAAAGUUGACCCCGUUGAAGCUGGCAAAGCGGGCGGCCACUCUUCUGGUGGUACCGGCGACAGCAGCGAUUCCACCACGUCUUCCGGUGCUGGAGGUGGUGGCAAGGGCCAGUUCGCCGGCGGGAAGGUGGAUCCCGUUGAAGCAGGGAGGAAAGGUGGAAAAUCGUAG